AUGACAAUACCGGUGUUUGGGGUUCUAUUUGCAUUCAAGAUCAUCGAAAGACACAUCCAGCGGACACUCGGCUCGAGGAACGUCGCGUAUUUACGGUCCAAACUCACACUCACUUGUUUCUGUUUUUAUUUUAUUUUAUUUUCUUUCACCUUCACACCAAACGAUACUCCACCUGAGAUCUCGGGUUACCGAGAUGGAUCCAAAACAUCUGAUACGACAGCUACAUCACUAGAACAGCUCUUCAGCACGCAUCGCUUGCAAUCCGCCUGCGUUAUUUUACUUGAACCAACUCUCUCCCUAAUUCUCCUAUGUCUCCAACGAAUACUUCACGGACCCCCAAUACGCUUGGACACCUCGUCGAGUUACUUCUAUGAUACCUCAUCCGCAAGCAUUUUCUUUUCCAAAACGUUUCUUUUUGACCUACCGUCUUUUAAUCCGCCGCCCCGUUUUCGUGUAUAA
Molecule: messenger RNA, 459 nt
Organism: Aspergillus puulaauensis
Lineage: Eukaryota; Fungi; Ascomycota; Eurotiomycetes; Eurotiales; Aspergillaceae
Exons: 1
Coding region: 1-459 (152 amino acids)
Source: RefSeq, a predicted model, not a curated record